Messenger RNA from Puccinia triticina, 1173 nucleotides. RefSeq lists its product as uncharacterized. Gene Ontology annotation, molecular function: GTPase activity. The transcript is spliced from 8 exons. The record is from RefSeq and is a predicted model, not a curated record. Bases 1 to 1173 code for a protein of 390 amino acids. NCBI's taxonomy places the organism in Eukaryota, Fungi, Basidiomycota, Pucciniomycetes, Pucciniales, Pucciniaceae.
AUGUCAUCCGCCCCGAAUAGCCAGGACGCGAACGCGUCGAAGGGCAAGAUGAAGUCCGAGGAAGCUGCUGAGCAGGCCAAGCCGCCGGUGUGUAUCAUCUGUAUCGGGAUGGCUGGGAGUGGGAAGACGACGUUUGUGCAAAGGUUGAACUCUUAUCUUCACUCGAUCAAAAAACCGCCGUAUAUCUUGAACCUCGACCCGGCCGUUAGUAGCCUACCGUUCCAGCCGAAUAUCGACAUCCGAGAUACGGUGAAUUACAAACAGGUCAUGAAACAGUAUAACCUCGGUCCGAACGGCGGCAUCUUGACUGCAUUGAAUCUGUUUACGACCAAGUUUGAUCAAGUGUUGAAUUAUGUCGAAAAGCGAUCGGCAUCGACCGAUUUUGUUCUUAUCGAUACACCCGGUCAAAUCGAAAUCUUUACUUGGUCGGCCUCAGGUGCUAUCAUCACCGAUGCGAUUGCCUCCUCGCUACCCACCGUGGUAGCUUAUAUCAUCGAUACCCCCAGGACGACUGCCCCGGCGACGUUUAUGAGCAACAUGCUAUACGCCUGCUCAAUAUUAUACAAGACCAGACUUCCGUUUCUCUUGGUGUUCAAUAAGACUGAUGUCCAACCACACGACUUUGCGCUGGAGUGGAUGCAAGACUUUGAAUGUUUCCAGCAAGCACUGGUCUCCCAAAACCAGUCGAAUGAGAGCGAGGGUGGGAGUGGAUAUAUGAGCAGUCUGAUGAACAGCAUGAGUCUGGUGCUCGAUGAGUUUUACAAGAACCUCCGAGCCGUUGGAUGUUCCGCUAUGACUGGUUUUGGGAUGAAGGAGUUUUUUGAGGCGGUUGAUGAGGCAAGACAAGAAUAUGAAACUGAUUAUCGACCUGAACUUGUUCGACGGCAGGAGGAAAGGGAUCGGUUGAAGGAGGAGAAGAAGAAUGAGAGCUUAGAAAAGCUGGUCAAAGAUCUCAAGCUCUCCUCUGCCUCAUCUACUGCGGCUCCCAAGUCCAAGACUCCCGCCGAUCCCACCGAGCUCCGAGCUGAUGAGGUUAGUGAAUGGGAAGAGCCUGAUGGCCGGACUCUAGAUAGACAGGAUGUGGUUGAGUGUCCCAUGCCUCAGCCCAAGAAGGUCACCCAGAUGGGUCUUGAGUGUGAUGCUGCUGGUGGCCAGUGGCCUGCUCCACGAUGA